Molecule: messenger RNA, 1739 nt
Organism: Aureobasidium vineae
Lineage: Eukaryota; Fungi; Ascomycota; Dothideomycetes; Dothideales; Saccotheciaceae
Source: the annotation of a GenBank genome assembly
UCAAAAUGAGCUGGGUUCACAAGACUAACCAGUCCAUUGCGAAGUCGGCAUUUGGCAGNCACCGUUCGCGUGAUGGAUCUUUCUUCUUCACUGAGAUCCGUGCCGGUCUCGCUACCUUCUUCGCCAUGGCAUACAUCAUUGCCGUCAACUCGUCCGUUGUUUCAGACACUGGCGGUACCUGUGUCUGCCCUCCCACCAGCCUCGACGCCUGCGCUACCGAUAUUACAUACAACCUCUGCAAGCAAGAGAUCCGUCGUGACCUUGUCACCGCAACUGCCGCCAUCUCUGCUUUGACUUCCUUCUGCAUGGGCUUGUUCGCCAACCUGCCUUUGGGUCUGGCACCUGGUAUGGGCAUCAACGCGUACUUCACCUAUACCGUUGUUGGCUUCAACGGCACCGGUCUUGUUCCUUACAGAAUUGCCCUUACCGCCGUCUUUGUCGAGGGUCUUCUUUUCGUCGCUCUUACACUUCUCGGAAUCCGUCAAUGGCUUGCUCGUGCCAUUCCGACUUCGAUUAAGUUGGCCACUGGUGUCGGUAUUGGUCUUUACCUUACCAUCAUUGGCUUCUCAUACAGCGCGGGUGUUGGUCUUAUCACUGGCGCAUCUAGCACACCUCUUGAAAUUGCUGGCUGCUCCCAGCAAUACCUCACCGUGAACGAUGGCUUAAUGUGCGAUCCCAGCCACAAGAUGAGAUCACCUACCAUGUGGAUUGGCAUCUUCCUCGGUGGCUUCUUGACCGUCUUCCUUAUGAUGUUCCGCGUCAAGGGUGCAAUAAUCGCUGGUAUCUUACUCGUUUCCAUUAUCUCAUGGCCUCGUGGUACCGAUGUCACCUACUUCCCUCACACCGAGUUGGGUGACAGCAGCUUCGACUUCUUCAAGAAUGUCGUCACUUUCAGACCUAUCAAGAACAUCCUUGCUGCUCAGGAGUGGGACGUCAGCUCCCACGGCGGCCAGUUCGGUCUCGCUCUGAUCACCUUUCUCUACGUCGAUAUCCUGGACUGCACUGGUACUCUUUACGCCAUGGCUCGCUUUGCUGGUGUCAUGGAUGAGAAGACCCAGGACUUCGAGGGCAGUGCUACUGCCUACUUGGUCGAUGCCGUCGGUAUCUCAAUCGGCUCUCUUUUCGGCACCUCCCCUGUCACUGCAUUCAUCGAGUCCGGUGCUGGUAUCUCCGAGGGCGGCAAGACUGGUAUCGCAGCCAUGGUCACAGGUGUUUGCUUCUUCAUCUCCGUUUUCUUCGCCCCUAUCUUCGCUUCUAUCCCUCCGUGGGCUACCGGCGGCACUCUCAUCAUUAUCGGUUCUUUGAUGGCCAAGUCUGCUGCCGACAUCAACUGGCGCUACAUGGGUGAUGCUAUCCCAGCUUUCCUCACCAUCGCCACCAUGCCUUUCACAUACUCAAUCGCCUACGGCCUGAUUGCAGGCAUCAUGUCCUACAUUCUUAUCAACACCACCGUCUACAUGAUCGAGAAGGCUUCUGGUGGCAAGAUCGUUCCCCAAGACAAGCAAUUCAAGGAGCCGUGGACCUGGAGACUUGACGGUGGACUCUUCCCUCCAUGGGUUGUUCGCGCCGCAAAGGGAAAGAGAGACUUUUGGAAGCCAUACGAGAUGGUGGAUCACGCGAACAGCGAGCAGGAGUCUGUCACCGAAGUGCCUAGUUCGGGUGCCGCCAAGGGUCUUGGCCCUGACGAGGGAAGCAGUACCGGCAGCAAGGUGCGUCGUCGCUCCGUUCAACAUGAACUG